Messenger RNA from Meyerozyma guilliermondii ATCC 6260, 1818 nucleotides. RefSeq lists its product as uncharacterized. The record is from RefSeq and is a predicted model, not a curated record. Bases 1 to 1818 code for a protein of 605 amino acids. Lineage: Eukaryota; Fungi; Ascomycota; Pichiomycetes; Serinales; Debaryomycetaceae. The transcript has a single exon.
AUGAAUGUAACGAAUAAUGGUUACUACACCUCGGAUUAUUUAAACGAAGUGGUCCGCAAGAGACCUGCAAAACCGGUUAUAGUAGCUGAGCCUAUUUCCCCGGAUUCAGUUCCAAGAUCGUUUUCCGGUUCUUCUCCAUAUUCGUAUUCCGGGUCUUCACCGAUGCUGAGCAUACCUGGGCGAAGCCCCACGUCUUCAAGAAUGUCGGAAGUAGACAUGGUAUCCACAGAUGAAAUAUCAAUGGACGAUCCUGACCGAUUGGCUCAGGGCAUCACGCCAGCACAACUAUACUAUUUACAACGAAGACCAGAUCGGGAAGAUCCAAGACAGAGAGAGAGGCAGAAACAAAAGUACAGUGACUACUAUAUCCAGCAAAAACGUCGGCAUGACGAGUCAGAUUAUAAGCCCAAAUUGUACACCCACAAGACAUUUCGAGAUGUGUUCAAAGAUAUUGAAGAACCGACCGAAAAGUACAAUCCCAUGGAAUUUGUGUUUGACGACCCCGAACUCGUACGGGAGCGUGAACAGAACCAAAAAGUGAAGCGGGCCUUCAAAACGGUACUGAAGUUCAUGGGAAAGGACUACUAUGAUGAUUACGACUACUACCAGGCUGAGCCCACCAAAGAUAAAAAGAGCCCUCAGAAGCCAGUUAACGAGGUGUACGUUGCUAACUUUAGCGACAGCAGCGAUAACGAAGAAGACGAAGUAGAAUUUCCCGAAAAUAACUUGAAGACAAAGGUGUAUGUGAAUGCGGCAGAGGAACAGCAUCUCAAGAAGAACAAAAAGUUUAGCAAAAUCUGGAAACGCAGGUUGAAGAAGGCGAAGAAGGAGAUACGGAAGGACUACGAGAACAACAUAAAUCAGCAGCGAGACCCACUGAACCAACUGCAUAGGGACCAACUGAUCAAAGAACUGACUAAAGACCAGGCGGAAACUAUCGUGCCGGAAGAAGAGGAGAUGGUUGAGUCAAAAUCUGUGGUACCCGUGGCACAAGAACCGCCGAAGUUCAGCGCUGGUCAGAAUGAAAAUUUCCAUCCUCUUUGGAACUAUGUUCUUUCUUGGCUUGCGUACGAACCAGCGGUACCCCUGGUACCGGCCCCAGUGGAACCGUCUAAUGUUCCUGCUACAUCUGUAGCUCCGCUGGUCAAAGUUGCAUCUGAAAAAUCCCUUGUGCCCAAAACGCUGAAAGCACUCAAACCGGUACGGCUCAAAAACAUGAAUAUGAUGCCGGCGUUGGUCAACAUGAAACAAAACUACAAGCAGCUAGCAUCCAAAUGGAACCAGCCUGUUCGCCAAAAGAAAAUAACCGACAUAGACAGCUUCAACACUGCACCACCUCAACCUCGUUCAGAUGGUAUUUCCGAUGAGUUUGUCGUGGAGGUCGACAGCGACUACGACGAGUCUACUAUCACCACAGAGCUCUACUACAAUCCUGUCACGAAACAAUUAGAACAUGAGCCUCCAACAUCGGCAUCUGCUCUCAGUCUGGGUGCCGCUGCACUCACCAAAUUCUUCCUGUUUUCGCCUCCAGAAAACACCCUUGUGGCCGCUCCGACUGACUCGUCUCCUGUGCAAAUUGUCUCGAACAUCAAUUCACUUCUUAAGCAUAUAAAGCUAUUACGAAUGAUAUUUGCACCCAUUGAUAUCAUCGCAGAGAAUUUUCCGAGCUUACAAACUUUUGUCAUUCUUAUCGAAUUGGCAAUUUUUAUGUGGCUUCUCUACGAGUUGAGCUUGCUCAUAGAUGCCCUCUGCAUGAUGGUCAAGGCGGUAUGUGCCCCCAUGAUUGCCAUGGGUCGGUUUAUGAACAGAAUCAUGUAA